AUGGAAGAGCUUCGCUCUGAAGGAACCUCAAUGUUGGUCACGGUUGUCUCUGCUCCAGAUGCAUACAGUUAUAAGGAUGCAAAAAACUGGGGCCAAAAAUAUGAACAAUGUAACGGAAAACGCCAAUCGCCUAUAUUUACAAGGCCACAGAUCAUCUCGCCUUAUCCUCAUCUUGAAGGGCUAACACAUAUAAACUUUAAUAAAUUACCAACAAACAUGACCAUAAAGAAUACUGGUCGCGCUGUGGAGCUUCGAGCUCGUUGGUCUGGAAAUCCUCCAGAGGUCACUGGUGGACCCCUUCAUGCGAAAUACCUAUUUGAUAAAAUCACUUUUCACUGGGCCGAAAAACCGUCGGAAUAUGACGUUCCCCUAAAAGUUUUUGACAACCUGGAAAAAAAUUUACAUAAAGUGCGAUCCCGAAAUGCAGUAACAGAUAUACCCCCGUUUGACCUAAAUAAAACUAUCGACAAUAGAGUGGUGCCAUUUGUAUUUUAUGAAGGCUCAUUGGAUUAUCCACCUUGCAUGGAAUCUGUGACUUGGUUCGUAGAUGAUGAUGGUAGUAGCAUUCACAAGAAUCUUGUAAAUGAAUUGCGGAAAAUAAAGUUGGACGAGGGAGACGUGUCAAAUAUUAGACCCACCCAGGCGAUAAAUAAGCGUCCACUCAAGAUCUCGUUCGGUGAUAAUGCGAAAUCUGAAUAA
Molecule: messenger RNA, 699 nt
Organism: Belonocnema kinseyi
Lineage: Eukaryota; Metazoa; Arthropoda; Insecta; Hymenoptera; Cynipidae
Product: carbonic anhydrase 14-like
Exons: 5
Coding region: 1-699 (232 amino acids)
Molecular function (GO): carbonate dehydratase activity; zinc ion binding
Source: RefSeq, a predicted model, not a curated record